This is a messenger RNA of Fundulus heteroclitus (mummichog), 6141 nucleotides long. It is a transcript of the gene chs1, whose product is annotated as chitin synthase 1. Gene Ontology annotation, molecular function: chitin synthase activity. The record is from RefSeq and is a predicted model, not a curated record. Gene Ontology annotation, cellular component: cell septum; cell periphery. Bases 249 to 4499 code for a protein of 1416 amino acids. The transcript is spliced from 35 exons. Lineage: Eukaryota; Metazoa; Chordata; Actinopteri; Cyprinodontiformes; Fundulidae.
AAAAACCUACUGAACAACGACGAAGCUGCUUCACAGAACAGCAGAAGCUGACUUGAUCUGAUACAACACACUCAGCUGCUGAAUAGGGAUGUCUUCUUUUUUUAAAGUUUUCUGAUAUUUGUCAGCGGACUAAAAGCAGGAUCCGAAGGCAGACGUUCUUCUACAAGAGGUUUAAUUAUAAUUGUGGAUCACUGUCAUUGGAUCAAGGUAUCGAGGUCUUCACCAAAGCCGAGGAUUAGACCGACACAAUGGAGGAACUAAGAUUCAGGGGGAAGAAAAGAGAGGGAAGGCACAGGGACACAUGGGAUCCCUUCCAGCUGAACCCGGUAGGAGCAGAGAAGGAGGAGAAAAAGAGGUGCUUCCUGAUGGCUCAGUACCUUGUGGCUGUCAUUGUGGGGGUGGCAGUGUUGGUCAGCGCUGUUAUUGCUAAGGGGUCUCUCUUGAUCUUGUCAGCAUUGUCCAGUCCAAAAUCACUGCGUAACGACAGAGACAGACAGUUCUACAUGCUGAUGUUGGUGUUUUGCCUGGUCUGGCCGAACUUCUUGGUGUUUUUGAAGUCCUUGUGGCGCUGUGCCUUCAAGAAGUUUGAGCCCCCCAACAUGAAGACCAUGGGCAUGAUUUGUGCCAUUGAGUGUUUGGUGUCUCUCGGUACUUCAGUCCUGGUCCUAAUUGUUAUGCCUCAGUUUGACGUUCUGACGAAUCUCUUCAUCAGCGGCGGAGUCUGCAUUGUCUCUGCAGUGUUACAGAUCGUGUUCAGAUUGCAACGGGAAAACUGGAAGAUUCUGUUCCCAAUCUGCUCCCUCACACUCACCAGUGUUGGUUACUGCCUCCUGGGAAUGGACUACUAUGUUCGUACAGAGUCACAUGUGGAUCGACAAACCUCCGAAUGCUUUUACUACGUGGGCGUGGGUAUUUUCUCAUCACUCCUCAUCUCAUUCUGCUGGUGGGAAAAUACGAUGCAGGCUAGAAACCGCAUGCAGAAAACACUGUCAGAGUUGGAAAGGUUCAAGGACUUUGUAUUCGUCAUCAGCAGCAUUUUGAGAAUACUGGUGAUAGGAGCUGUGUACCUCAUCUACUAUAAACUCUGUAAGAACUCUAUCGUAUGGUCUAACUUUAACCUGGCUGAUCAUCAGGAUGUCCUGCAAUUAGGCCUUGUGCUCUUCUUCUUACAGGCGUUCUGCUCAGCAGCCUGCCACUGGUUUGGUGUGGUUGCCUGUAAGAUUCAUGCUGUCCGGAUGAGCUUUGCUUUGCCGCUGUGCUGCACCGGCCCUGUAGUGCUCGGGUUGGGCCUGAUACUCUUCCUGACACAAGGACAUCAUUUGGAUCAGACAAAGUCAACCAGCAUCGUUGAUUUCUGUGCAAAAUUGUAUUUGUUGAAGGACAAAAACACAACUAACGUUGCAUUGUUAGAGAUGACCCGGAGCAUCUGCAGGACUUCACUCAACAGCCACUACUUGCAAUGGCCUUUUCUCAUGUUGGCCCUGGAGGGAGUGUGCAUGUGGGGUGGCUUCGUCACAUGUACCUAUUAUGUGUGGAAGAUUAAGGUCCAGCGUAUAGAGAGAACAUCUCAGCUCUUUGUUCGUCGACUGUACGAAUCUGCCUUCAUCGACCUGUCUCUGCUACUCAACACUAAGAUGAAGCUACCAAAAGCCCAAACAAAUGACAGCCAAGAUGAACUGCAAAGUGUUGUGAUCUAUCUUUGUGCCACCAUGUGGCAUGAGACCUAUGAUGAGAUGCUGAAGAUUCUCACCUCCAUGUUCAGGCUGGAUCGUUAUCGAGGGGAUCCAAAGGAGGAGCACAAGGACAGUUUUGACUUUGAAUGUCACAUAUUUGUAGACGAUGCAUUCAUGACUGAAAAGGAGACGAAAAAAAGAUUGGUCAAUGAGUAUGUGGAAGACUUGAUUCAUGUUGUAACGGAGGUUUACAGAGUGUUCACCAACAAAGAGCCAGACGACGUGUCGAUCAUUGAGACUCCCUAUGGUGGGAGGCUAAUGUUUGUCUUGCCUGAGGGUAACAUGCUCUAUGUUCACCUAAAGGACAAAGCUCUUAUUCGCAACAAAAAAAGAUGGUCCCAGAUAAUGUACAUGUACUAUCUGCUCGGCUGGAAAGGUUACAUUUCCAAGAACCCCCAGAAAAUGCCCCGCAUGGAAACCAGCAGAGAAAGUCUGAUCUCUAUGGACGGUGAGAUUUUCCUUUUGCCCCAGUAUGACAACGACAACAAGAGAAGAUUCAUUUCAGACGACAACACAUAUAUCCUGGCUCUGGACGGAGACACGGACUUCCAUCCUAAAGCAGUGGUUCUGCUUGUGGACAGGCUGAGAAUGUAUUACAACGUAGGUGCAGCAUGUGGCAGAAUCCAUCCGACUGGCAUGGGUCCCAUGGUUUGGUACCAGAAGUUUGAAUACGCAGUGGGCCAUUGGCUACAGAAGACGGCAGAGCACGUGUUUGGCUCCGUGUUGUGCAGUCCGGGAUGUUUCAGUCUGUUCAGGGGGUCAGCGCUGAUGGACGACAAUAUUUUGAAGAAGUACACAACAACUGCGACAAGAGGAGCGGAGUAUGUGCAGUAUGAUCAAGGGGAGGAUCGUUGGUUGUGCACUUUGUUACUGCAACAAGGAUGGCGUGUGGAAUACAACGCCGCAUCGGAUGCCUACACAAACUCACCACAGGAGUUCAAAGAGUUUUACAACCAGAGGAGACGAUGGGGACCUUCUACACUGGCUAACACACUGGACCUUUUGCACAGCGGAAAAGAGACGGUGAAGAGAAAUCAGUCCAUCUCAGGGCUUUAUAUCUUCUAUCAGAUGUUUACCGUUGGAUCCUCUAUUCUGGGACCCGCCUCUGUGACACUUAUGAUUGCAGGAGCAAUGCAGUUCAUCUUCGGAAUGAAAGGUGAAUACACCAUCCUCAUCGCUUGCGUCCCUCCCACCUUCUACAUCAUCAUUUGCUUUACAACUAAAGCAAAUACCCAGAUAACAAUUGCUGGCAUCAUGAGCGUUAUUUACGCCUUCCUCAUGACUGCAUCCUUCUUCUCCAUCAUUGGUGACAUGGUGGUACAGGGCACAUUCUUGACCCCCACUGGUGUGUUUCUGGUUUCAAUGGCUAUAAUGUACAUGGUGACAGCCAUACUACACCCUGAAGAAUUUGGGUUGAUCAUCUAUGGCCUGAUGUAUUUCAUCUGUAUCCCCAGUGGCUACCUCCUGCUGACCAUCUACUCGCUGGUUAACAUGAACAAUGUGUCUUGGGGCACAAGAGAAGCCAAGGAGGAAGGAGAAGAGAAGAAAUCUCAGAGCGUUUUGUGCAACAAAGACUGUAGACUCUGCUGCUGGGACAUGAAGAUACAGAUAACCCAGGAAGCAGAAAACCCCAUGCUUCAACAGAUCGUUGGUUUUACCGGACAGAAAGCGCCUCUCCUUCAGCUCACCAACCAAGAAACACAAGCGCAGGCUGCCUCAAAUCCAGAGCCUCAAACCAAACCCGAAACCGCAACAGAAAAAGAUGCAAAGGUUAAAAAUCCUCCAGCUGACAAAAACAAAACUCCAGCAUUGAAAGACAAGGACGCCUCCGCCACUCAUGAUGAUAAAGAUGAGAAAAACAGCAUAAUGUCUGAUUCAUCCGAUUACUCUGAUGAAGACGAUGUUGACUUUAUGAAUGCCGAUUUGGAGGAAAUGGAAGACAUCCCCGUCAGCGACUGGGUGGAGCCUGUCAAGACAGAGUUUUUGAAGAAGCUAACUUAUUUCAACAUGAAGAGAAAUCUACAGGCGCAACUACGGUACACGCUUCGCAACAAGAAUCAGGAUGACGUGUGUGAAGACCUGGUCCUAAUGUUGACAGACACGUUAAAUAUGAGACUCAGCAAAGUGGGACCUGAGGAUAUUUUGGAUCAAGCUGAGGUCGACGAGUUACAGCAUGAACUGACGAAUCAGGCUCGACACAUCCUGAAGAACAAUAGAAUGACGAAGUUAGAGAAGAGAGUGAAACGAGCCAUAGAGAAAACCCUCAGUGCCCCACAAGUGCAAAGGCUGGACGAGGGUGAGACGGACUUCUGGCAUAAGUUGAUCGAACGAUAUUUGAAGCCUAUCAAUGAUUCACCGGAACACAAGGAGAGAGUCAGCAAAGAACUGAAGUCACUGCGAAACAAGGCGGUCUUCCUGUAUUUCAUCAUCAAUGUGCUGUGGGUGGUAGCAACUUUCUUCCUGCAGAUCAUUGGAAAUGACAUAAUCAGCAUCAAGAUUCCCAAAUAUAGCACUGAUGGAAAUGCAACAGGAGAGUACCUGAAGGUGGAGCCUCUCAGUUUGAUGUUCCUGUUUUCCUUUGCCAUUCUUCUUCUCGUCCAGUUUGUGGCCAUGUUGUAUCACAGGGUCUACACUCUGAUCCACGUGGUGUCCUACCGUAGCACAGAGAAGGACUACAAAGAGAAAGAUGUGGAGGAAGAAGAGGAGGACCCCACUAUCGAGAACGCUUAUGCCGUUUCUAUCAGCAGUGAGGACUUCCAGCUGUAACAAGAAAUCAAAACCUCUCAUCGUCCAUUUCUUCCAUUGUUGGUUUAUACCUUCAAGCAUUCACAUCGUUUUAUAACCCUCUUUUGGUCAUACUUCAGAGAGGUUGUAUUGCCAUUUUUGUAACAAAGCUAUAUUCUAAAUUGGUGAACACAGGAAAUAAUAAACUUUUCAUCUGUUCUGCAGCAGCUGUUUCCCCUCCCAAAGAACUGAUUGUAAUCAAUGUGGGGAGGAACAAAUGGCACAGGGGAAAUCAGUUUUUUUACAAAUUCAAUAAGCUUUGUUUGGCAAUGCAAAAUGAGAACCAGAGAGAACGUUUUAACAAAAUCACUGGAGAGAGUGGUUUUAAUGACUGUUUUACCUAAAUGUGUUUGCUUUCAAGAUUUGUAUUUAUUGUGUUUGUGCGGAUAAAAGCAUCCUUCAGGGGCUAAUUGUAGUGGGUGUCUCAGAGUGUGGGCAUAUCACUCGGAAAUAAUUUAGGGAGUGAAAACAGAGACACAGACAAGGUCCACAGAAAAUCUGUGCUAACUUUUCUUUGUUGUUUUGUCAUUUUGAAUGUCUUUCUGUUAAAUGAUUGACAGAUGUGGCCAUUAUAUCAUGAAAAGAACACGGCACUUCAUUGUUUCUUCCAUUAAAAAAUGAUGAAUAUUUAACUCCUUUUGAAACAAAUGUCUAGAUAGGUUUCCAGAAGUCACUGACAGACUAGCAUAUUUAACGUUUGCACAUAAAAUAGUUAGAAUUGCUGAAUUAGUCAAUACUGAAGUGUAAUUUGGACAGUGUUACCUUUCCUGCACUGCAUUAAAAUUACGAAAUUGUGUGUUAAGCACUUUGAAAACGAGAAGACAUUACUAAACAUCUAUUUUUUUUAAUUGUGUGGACAGGCAAAAUGUAUCUGUAAAAUGAAAUGUAUGCUUGGAAAUAAAUUCAUUUUUUCUGCAGGAAAACGUAAUUUUUGUGAAACACUAAAAGUUUUUAAACCAAACUUGCUUUAAAAACUUUUAAUCACAAAGAGAGGAAUACUUUGCUUCCUUCAAUAAAACCAAAGGUUUGUGCAGUGGUAUUGUGUAAUGCUGGUUUAAGUAAGAUGAAGAUUUUACUCCAUAUUAGCAACAAGGGCCAUGCCAUGGCAAUGAAGUACAAUAAAUAACACAGAUCAUUACACAUAUCAAAAAAAAAUAUUUUUUUAAGUAUUUAUUGGACAAAACGGAUCAAAAUCGUUGUCAAUGUGUGGCCUAAAAGUAGAAAUGUACAGAUUUGAACACAAUGUUUUGUCCUUGCACUCGUAACAUUAGUUCAUUUAUUUUGAGAAGCAGGGAAUCUGUCAAAUUUGAUAUAAUCAACACAAAAAAAACAUACAGAAAGGAAUAGGAUGCAGAUUCAGACCUAAAAUCAUGGAUUGUCCCAGAGGAUGACUAAAUAGCUGAUUGAAAGCACUGUAAUGUAGAAAGCCCAGCACAACUUUAUGGUUUGAAAGAACAUGGUGCCACAGAAAGCACAUAGAUCAAAUCUUGUCAAUUUAAGAGAAGGCAAUAGACAUACUACACAAGGGCAAGAUCACGUUAUUGUUUCUAUGUAUUGUGUGGGGCUGACUGACUUGUUGUUGCAGAUUUAUUUAUAGACGAACAGCUAAAAAAUGUUUCAUGGC